This is a messenger RNA of Puccinia graminis f. sp. tritici CRL 75-36-700-3, 1079 nucleotides long. RefSeq lists its product as uncharacterized. The annotation marks the transcript as partial. The transcript has 4 exons. The record is from RefSeq and is a predicted model, not a curated record. NCBI's taxonomy places the organism in Eukaryota, Fungi, Basidiomycota, Pucciniomycetes, Pucciniales, Pucciniaceae.
CUCAAAACAGUAUUGGUCAGCGCAACAAGGAUGCCUCUAAAAUCUACCGAGAACUAGAUCCAGCUUCACGAGACCUCUACAACAAAACUGAUGAUGACGACUGGGUUGAUGCGGACUCCACUGAAGAUCCUAAUGCUGAUGACCGAUCACAGUUUGAUGUCCGGCGUCAGUCAACAAAGAAACUACUUGCUAAUGUUGACAUCUGGGCUAAGGGUGUACAGCUCAAGCUGAAGGAGUUGAGUGAUGGGCUUGGACUUGAAGGUUUCUUAGUAAUUGCUGAUCAGGACCAUCGCCAACCUUACUUCUUUCAAGGAGGAAGUUUGCUUGGGGAUGUAUUUCUGCGUGGCCUGAUUGACGAAGGGGAUGCAAUUUGUCGGUUUGCCGUCUGGACUGCAGGAACAAAGAUCAGAACAAAACCAGCUUCAAAGAUCACCACACCAGUUGUUAGCGCUGUUUGCAAUGCUUCCAAAUCAAAUGAUACCUCAAAGACGCCUGAUAUCAACAAUUAUCACCCUCCUGAGGAGCCAGACAUCAAUAGUCCUGAAGAAAAUCGUGAUGUGUGUCAGGGAGGUCUGGCCCAAAACCAUCAUUAUCUUUCCACCAUGCUCCGUGACAUGUACAGUCAAGCUAUUGGCCUGACUGACUCAACAUCCCCGUGGCCUGGGACUGAUACCCUCUAUAGACUCAAGAAAAAAAACCUUAAACUGGUAAUUGCUGAGAACCCGGGGCAGUUGGGAUUGCACCACUUCUCGCAACCUAUCAAGAAGCUUCUCCUACCCCAAACAUACCCUUUGCUACGCGGCCUCAAGAACAACUGGAUUUCGCUUGUUAAGAUUGAAGAGUCUGAGGGACUAGCACCAACCAACCGAGCACCAAUUGCAGCAUCGAAAGAAGUAGCACCAAUUGUGGAAUCCGAGGACCCAGUUUCCAUGGAAAUUGACGACAACCAGAGCUUUGAAAAAAACAAAAGCAGCUCUGACACCACUGAUCAAGCAUUUGAAUGGAUUAGUUUUGACCAGGUAACAUUUCAAUACUGCAAUGAUGUUGUCAAUUGUUUUGGAAAAUCUGAUGAUAUUUGA